Thlaspi arvense is the source of this 1806-nucleotide messenger RNA. The record is from the annotation of a GenBank genome assembly. NCBI's taxonomy places the organism in Eukaryota, Viridiplantae, Streptophyta, Magnoliopsida, Brassicales, Brassicaceae.
AUGGUAAUAACUGCCAAACUCCAGAGCCUUAAGAUGUAUGACUCUCAAGUCUUGAAAUCUAAAUCCAAUCCAUUUCUCCAAAGUUCCCGUUCGGUAAAAAAAUUCUGGAGCAGAGAAAUCAAGUCAGAGGGCAUAGAAAGUUGCCAAGAGUCUACAAGCGGUGAAUCUUUUCUAUAUAGAUUUCAACUUGAAGAGGAUGUAAAAAGAUUGCAACUGAAACUCCAAGAGGAAAUAGAGUUGCAUACUUUUUUAGAGAGCGUCAUGGAGAAAGAUCCAUGGGAGCUAUCUUCUACUUGUAGUGUUCCACAUCCUGCUCAAGAAAUUCUUUCCAAUAUAGCCACGCUAGAGACUGCAGUCACAAAGCUCGAGCAAGAAAUGAUGUCACUGAAUUUCCAACUUAGCCAAGAACGAAACGAGAGGAGACUCGCUGAAUACCAUUUGACGCAUUCAGCUUCCCCAUCAAAUUCUUCUUCUUCCCUGAGAUACUUGAAUCAUUCGGAUUCUGAGUUACAUCAAUCACCAGAUGAUAGUCCAUGUCAAGACCAAACAGUUCAAAACCAAGAAUCUUCAUCCGAAUCAUCUCCGGCAGAAUCGACCGUUGAGACACUUAACCAGAAAACAUUGGACCCAAAUAAUCAAUUCCUCGAGAAGAGGCAAAUGAGAAAGAGUAAUGCGAGGAAGGUACCUCGAGGAAUGCCACCUAAGUUCCUGUGGGAUCACCCUAAUCUACUGUCUGAAGAAAUGGUGAAAUGUAUGAAGAACAUCUUCAUGUCUCUUGCUGAUCCGACAGUAUCUUCUAAAGCAUCCUCAAACGAGAGCCAACUCUCACCGGUAUCACCGCGCGGGCAUCUAUCAAGCUCAGCGUCCUGGUGGCCUUCAACAGAACGGUCAAUGAUCUCGUCAUGGGUGCAAAGCCCUCAAAUAGAUAUCCAAAACAACACCGAUGUUUUGGCUACGGGAAAUGUAUUUGAUCCUUAUAGAGUUCGCGGGAAGUUAAGCUGGGCCGAGAAUGGAAACUACAGUUUGGCGUCUGAGGUUUCUUGGAUGUCUGUUGGGAAGAAACAGCUGGAAUAUGCUUCAGGAGCAUUGAGGAAGUUCAGGACACUAGUGGAGCAACUGGCUAGAGUAAACCCAAUUCAUUUGAGCUGCAACGAGAAGCUAGCUUUCUGGAUUAACCUUUAUAACGCUUUGAUCAUGCAUGCGUAUUUGGCUUAUGGUGUUCCAAGAAGCGACUUGAAGCUCUUCUCGUUGAUGCAAAAGGCUGCCUAUACGGUUGGAGGACACUCGUAUACUGCGGCGACAAUGGAGUAUGUGAUAUUGAAGAUGAAACCGCCUAUGCACAGGCCACAAAUUGCACUGCUUCUUGCUAUCCACAAGCUGAAAGUAUCAGAAGAACAACGCAAGGCAAGCAUUGAUACACAUGAACCUCUUCUCGCAUUUGCCCUAAGCUGUGGAAUGUACUCUUCCCCUGCGGUGAGGAUCUACACAGCGAAAGGAGUGAAGGAAGAGCUACUAGAAGCUCAAAGGGACUUCAUACAAGCAUCGGUAGGGCUUAGCAGCAAAGGGAAGCUCUUGGUACCCAAAAUGCUCCAUUGUUACGCCAAGAGUUUGGUGGAGGAUUCCAACUUAGGGGUCUGGAUAUCUAAGUACCUUCCGCCACAUCAAGCAGCUUUUGUGGAACAAUGCAUCUCUCAGAGAAGACAAAGCCUUCUCGCCUCACGCAACUGCGGAAUACUCCCCUUCGAUUCUCGUUUCAGAUAUCUGUUUCUCCCCGACAACAGCAGCAACAACAACAACUCUGUGUAA